CAGCAAAAUGUUAUGCCCUGUUCCCGGGCUGCUGCUGAUGCCACAGGACAGCCUCUUGUCGGGUUGCGAUAACGACCAGGGACCGAACUCGAGCCGGCAUCAGGACUUUGACUCCGCUUAUUCCCGAUUGUGAUUAAUAAUUGACCACAAUUGGUUCAGAGUUCUGGAGGCUCCGAAGUGUUUUUGAGGAGUAAUGGAAUGGUUGAUUGAAUGAUAAUUGUUUCCGUCAGAUUCCCACCGAAGGAUUAUUUUCUAUCUUCGCGGUGGAGUCCUUUGAGAAUCUGUAACGAGGUUUUACUGUUAAGGGGGAAUGGAAUGACUGGUUCUGGUUUUGCAGGCGAAAUAACAGAAUGCCUUUCAUUACAUAAAUUUAUUCAGUUUGGUCUGGCAUCAUGCUAAGUUUCAAGUUUUGAAAAUCCCAUAAACUAUAAAGAAGUUCUGACAAAGUAUUUACGCAAAGAAUUUUGGCAUUGUGAAUUCAGAAAAUGGCUGGAAGUGAAAAAUCUCAUGAACUACAGCACCACCGCUUGAGGAUUUUGAAAGAACAGCAGAAUGGUAAUGCCACAGAUCUGUUGACGUUGAAUGAGAAGAAAGUGAGGGAUCGUGAGGAAAGGGAGACUCUUGUUUUAUGGAGGCGACCAAUGAUCACCCUCCAAUACUUUCUCUUGGAAGCUGUUGUAAAUUUAAAAGAAUGGGCAUUAAGGUUGUGGCAGCGACGACAGUUUGUCUUCGUCACUCUGUUAUUGUUUGCUGUAGCUACAGUUGCCUACUAUGUUGAAGGCGGGCAUCAACAGUACGUACGCUUUGUGGAAAAGAAAUUUUUGUGGUGUGCCUACUGGGUAGGCUUGGGCAUUCUGUCUUCUGUUGGACUUGGCACCGGUCUGCACACGUUUCUGCUCUAUUUAGGUCCACAUAUCGCUUCAGUGACAUUGGCUGCUUAUGAAUGUAACUCUGUGAAUUUCCCGGAACCUCCAUACCCAGAUAAAAUAAUCUGUCCAGAUGAGAAGUUGGAAGAGACAAUCUCACUAUGGGCCAUUAUUUCCAAAGUCAGACUGGAGGCCUGCAUGUGGGGAGCUGGCACUGCAAUAGGAGAACUACCUCCCUACUUCAUGGCCCGAGCAGCUCGCCUGUCAGGCACAGAAACAGAUGAGGAGCUUGAGGAAAUACUGGAACGUGAUCAGAAUGCAGAGGAUUUUCCCAACCGAGCAAAGCUGGCUGUUCAGCACCUGGUGCAAAAAGUUGGAUUCUUCGGAAUUUUGGCCUGUGCUUCGAUUCCCAAUCCCCUCUUUGACCUGGCUGGAAUAACAUGCGGGCACUUCCUUGUGCCGUUCUGGACCUUCUUUGGAGCAACUCUUAUUGGAAAAGCUAUAGUAAAAAUGCAUAUCCAGAAACUAUUUGUUAUUAUAAUGUUCAGCAGGCACAUAGUGGAACAGAUGGUGUCCUUGAUAGGGGCAAUUCCAAGCCUAGGCCCUUCACUUCAGAAACCCUUCAGAGAAUACUUGGAGGCCCAGAAAGCCAAGCUUCACCAUAAGACUGGCGAUGCAGUAGAAGCGAAUGAAAAUUGGCUGUCCUGGAUCUUUGAAAAAGUAGUCAUCGUCAUGGUGUGCUACUUCAUUCUUUCCAUCGUUAACUCCAUGGCUCAGAGCUACGCUAAACGGAUCCAGUCACAGAAAUACACUGAAGAGAAAAUGAAAUGAAAAAUUAACCUUUUUAUUUUAACAAAAGGGACUGAAUAAGGCCCAGGUUAGAUAAUAAUUCAUAAAAACCAUCUGUUGCUUCUUUGUUCCUCAAACUGGAAUUAAUUUUAAGGAAGCAAAGUGGAUUGGGGUGGGGUGGGCGCUAUUAUAAAUCUUUACAUUUACAGGCUCUGAUAAAAACAUUUCCUUGAUUAGCAUAGGUACUACAGUUUGGAGUCCACAUUCAUGGAUUCUUACCUCUUUGUUGUCUCCAGUUUUUUGUUAAAACGUUUGAAAGUAUCUUCAUUUCUGUUGACAUCACAUUAGUGACGAAAGGAAAUUGCAGGAUGUGUGUAAAUAUUAAGUAUCAAAUUCCACUGAAAUAUCAUUCACUUGCUCCAAAUUAACUCGGGCACAAUGCUUGAAUGGGCCCUCCGUAUGAUCUGUGGAAGUAAAAUUGCAUCAGCUCCUUGAACUCUGUCAAUUUGAGGAGCAAAUUUGUUCAGUGCCUAUUUUUGAAUUGGAAUCUUCUGACAAGCAAAGCAAACAAUAUUGUCAGCUCAAAAACACAAUGGUGGCAAUGUUUUAAUAAUCUUUAAUCUAACCAGGGCUUCCUGAUAAUAAGUUAAAUUCUUUUCAGAGAUUACUGAAUUUAGAAUAGCUAAAUUGUGACAUAUUUUAAUAUUUUCCUUUAUUGCAUCUUACUUCCAUUACCCAUCUUUCUACUGCACCUCACUAAACAGAUACAUCUUUGCUGUGGAGAUUUCAUAAUGCAGGUUCUUCAGCAACUGUAUAAACUAUGAUUUGUUGCCACAAGCUUUAUACAUUGAGGGUCCCAUCAGUAUUCCAAUUUCCAAUGUUUAAGUGAGGUGCUAAAGACCAGGCCAUCAUUUUAAGGCUUAUCAAAUUGGCUGAGAAGGGAAAGCAUGAGUGUUGAUGGCUAUUAUUUUGUUCCCUUCACACAUGUUGAUGGAGGAUAGAUUUGGAGAGACCGACAGUAUAUGUAGACUAUGUCAAAAAGGUAAAUAGAUUUUUGAUUUCUAGUAUUUAUUACCUCAACCUCUGUAUUAUCUUAUCUGUCUCUUAAUGGGGUUGUAUGUUGUCUUGUGCCCUAUAUAGCACAAAACAUUUAAACUGAUAUUGCUCAUCUCUGCUCAUAUUUUCCAUAAUGAUGGUGAAAGAAAAGCUAUUAGAACCGAUCCAUCUUUAACCGAAUGUACAAAAAGCAACAUCAGUUUUUGUUCUGUAAAUUUUAACAUGAUAAAUUUAAUCUUUAUAAAACUACAUUCAGUCAUUCUACAGACUGAACCUUAGUCUAUGUCUGUCAGUUUUUGUGGGGAAUGUCAUAAUUAUGUGUGUAUAUAUAUCUCCAAAAUUUCAUCUGCCCAUUUAUGUAUAAACUCAAAUGAUGCUGAUCGUACAUAGUAAUUUGUAUACAACCAUUCAUAAAAGUAAUAUGUUUUGUGUUUAUUUAGGUACAAGUAUCAGAAAUGAAAUAAGGAAACAAAUUUGUUUUUGUUUUAGACUGUAGAGUAUUUCUUAAAUUAUUCACAUGCAAAGCACAUUGCAUGAAAGAGACAAUUCAGAAGCUUCCUCUAGGAGCUGUUUGAGCUAAAACUCGGAUUCUAUGUUAAUUACUGCAUUUUCUAAUGAGAAUAAAAUUGGAACUGAAGUAAUA
Molecule: messenger RNA, 3354 nt
Organism: Stegostoma tigrinum
Lineage: Eukaryota; Metazoa; Chordata; Chondrichthyes; Orectolobiformes; Stegostomatidae
Gene: vmp1
Product: vacuole membrane protein 1
Exons: 13
Coding region: 486-1697 (403 amino acids)
Biological process (GO): Golgi organization; autophagy
Cellular component (GO): endoplasmic reticulum; endomembrane system; membrane
Source: RefSeq, a predicted model, not a curated record